Messenger RNA from Dichomitus squalens LYAD-421 SS1, 615 nucleotides. RefSeq lists its product as uncharacterized. The record is from RefSeq and is a predicted model, not a curated record. Lineage: Eukaryota; Fungi; Basidiomycota; Agaricomycetes; Polyporales; Polyporaceae. Bases 1 to 615 code for a protein of 204 amino acids. The transcript is spliced from 6 exons.
AUGUUCUCCAAGCUCGCCGUUACCUUCGUCCUUGCUGCCGUCGCUGUGGCGAACCCGGUUCCCCAGCUCCCCACCUCGCUCCCCAUCAGCAUUCCGGCUCUGCCGACUUCGCUCCCUCUUAGCAUCCCGACGUCCCUCUCGGUCUCUAUUCCCCUUGCUCUGCCGACUGAUGUGCCCGGUGCUGUGAGCGUCGCAGACGCUCUUAGCAGCAUUGUCGGCGGUGCCGUCCCGACCGGUGUCCCUGGAGCGGUGAGCGUCGUCGACGGUCUGAGCAGCAUUGUCGGCGGUGCUGUCCCAACCGACAUCCCUGGAGCGGCGAGCAUUAUCGGCGGUGUUGUCCCAACUGGUCUUCCCGGAGCGUUGACCAUCCUCGGCGAAGCCGUCCCGUCUGUGGUGCCGUCCAUUUCGGUGCCGUCCAUUUCCCUCCCCGUCUCGGUCCCGUCGAUCUCGGUGCCCUCCCUCCCCAUCUCGGUACCGUCUAUCUCGGUCCCCUCCCUCCCUAUCUCCGUGCCGUCGCUCUCGGUCGCCGCCCUCCCGACUUCUCUGCCCAUCUCCAUCCCCGCCCUCCCGACCUCCCUCCCGAUCUCUCUCCCCGUCUCCCUCCCGGUCUCCUGA